CGACCGCGGGCAGAGUGCCGCCUCUUCCGCUUCCGGUGCCAGGACCGCCGCCAUGCUGGGCGAUCUGCUGCUCUGCGGAACGCUGCUGGUGAACGCCGGCGCCGUGCUGAACUUCAGACUGAGGAGGAGAGACACGGAGGGCUUCGGCGAGGGGGCGAGGGAGCCCACGACCGGUGACAAUAUCAGGGAGUUCUUGCUGAGUCUUAGGUAUUUCCGAAUCUUCAUUGCCUUGUGGAAUGUCUUCAUGAUGUUCUGCAUGAUUGUGUUAUUUGGAUCUUGAAAGUCAUCCACAAACACAUCUGGUAACCUGGAAGAGACUUUUGGCUGCAGACAUAACUUUUCUAUCAAGUAAAAGAUUAUAAUGCUUUCCACAUACAGCCCUGGGGUUGUGGCAGGUUCUUUCCAUGGAGCAGCACAGCACACAGCUCCCCCCAAUCCCCCCGGCUGCAUAACGUGGGGGGAGUGCAGGGCUGCGUGCUGCAGGGCGGGGAGCCUCCCAGCCCCUGAGCCAAAGGCUUCAAAGUAAAAUAAUUUCAACUUCACUGGGAGGAGAAAAAGGAAAAAAAAAAAAAAAGCCAACUUGAAAUUGUGUUGCUCAGCAUUGGGUGCCUGAUGUGCAGCGCAUUGCAGCUGAAUGAAAGCCACAGCCGUGCAGCUCUGCGCCGUCCUCGCUCCAUCCCUGCUGUCACUGCACUGUGGGUCGCGUGGAAGUCACUUCAUUAUUGUGAAGCUGAGUAAAGUAUUGAUGUAACUUGGAAAAAAGAAGUCAUUUUUCCCUCACGAUUCCAUUUUU
This is a messenger RNA of Lagopus muta (rock ptarmigan), 793 nucleotides long. It is a transcript of the gene SMIM7, whose product is annotated as small integral membrane protein 7. The coding region runs from base 53 to 280 and encodes 75 amino acids. The transcript is spliced from 5 exons. NCBI's taxonomy places the organism in Eukaryota, Metazoa, Chordata, Aves, Galliformes, Phasianidae. The record is from RefSeq and is a predicted model, not a curated record.